CAGCGGAAUGAGUCUGCCACGGAGUCAUCAAAUAUACAGCUAAAACUAGAGGAUAUCAGCCUCGAAAUAAAACCACUGAAAUAAAACCCCACUCGCAAGAUAUAAAUCCAGAACAAGACAAUCAUCAUCAACACCACCCCCGCAUUUCUACUACACUACAAAAAAGCCUACAACAUGGCAACCCUCGCCCCACCUCCAACAUCAGCAUCCCCACCAACCCCAGGCCCAGGCCUAAACGGCUGGCACCCCGGCGAAACAGCGCUCCACGCCAAACUCUCCUUCCCAGCUGCCCUCGCCACACGCUACACCGCAAUCGAGAACCAGCUCCGCGAGCAGCACCGCAUCUUCCACACUUCGAAUCUCCCAUUCAUCCCACUGACGGUCAUUGAUGAGCUGGGGAGACCCUGGGCGGGGAUCGCGGCGGGGAGGGAUGGGGAGAUUGGGUUUGUUACUGCGCCGAGCUUGAAGAGGCUGGUUGUUAAAGGUUGUGCGUGGGUGGGGGAUCCGCUUUUUGAGGCUUUGAAUGGAAAGAAGGGCUUAGAGGGGGUGAAUGAGAGGGCGCUGACGGCGGGGUUGGGGAUUGAGUUCACUACGAGGAGGAGGAAUAAGUUUGCUGGGUUCAUGAGGGAUGUUCGGACUUUUCCUGAGUUGGAGGGCAAGAGCGAGUAUGAGAUUGGGAUUGAGGUCAACGAGGCUCAACUGCCCCAAAUACAUCAACACGCGCACUCUGGACGCCUACCCUAACACAUCCCCGGAGAUCAUCUAUGACGUCCCUCACAUGCCAUUCAACACCCGCCUCCCGGACCGGGCCAUCAACAUGAUCAAAGCAGCAGACACAGUUUUCAUCGCAACCCUCUACACAUCGACUCCAAACACCACAUCGAUAUUCCCCUCGCACGCGGGCAUGAACGCGCGCGGCGGUCUACCAGGCUUCAUCCGAGUUAGCCCCAGCACCGGCCGAACAGUCGUGCUCCCGGACUACUCUGGGAACCGAUUCAUGUCGAGUCUGGGCAACAUAGAGGCCAAUGGCGUAGCAGGGUUCACGAUUGUGGAUUUCGAAUCGGGGGAUGUCCUCUAUCUUACGGGGACAGCGAGGAAUCUUAUUGGGGAUGACGCGCGAGAGGUCAUGAGUCGGCAUGCAAGUGUAACUGUUCUUGAGACGACGGGGUACACACUCGUCAGCGGGGCUUUGCCUGUUAGGCAGCGUCCGGGGUCGAAGGUCGGGAGGAGCCCGUAUAGUCCCAAGGUUCGGUAUCUGGUUGAAGAGGCCGAGAGUGAAAUGGGCGGAUCGAUAGCGCAUACAGCACGGCUCGAAAACGCGACGAACCUCUCCGAGGACCUCGCCGUAUUCCGCUUCAGGGUCUUCUCGAAACCCGGUGCAGCAGCACUACGCAUCCGACCCGGCCAAGCGAUCGUCCUCGACUUCAUGGACUGGCUCGGUCCACCGCAGUAUCAACACAUGGCUGAUUCGGCACCGGGUUCGAUAAACGAUGAUCGGGUUCGCACCUGGACUGUUUCGAGUUCGCAUGAGAAGGGGGAUAUCUCGUGGUUUGAGUUGACGAUGCGCGAGAUGAAAGGGGGUGCAGUUACGGGGGCUUUGUUUGAUAUCUUGCGGAAGCAGGCUGUUGGCAAAAUUGGAAGCCGUGUUCCCAUUGAUAUUGCACGCCCAGUUGUCGUGGAUAUUGUUGGGGUCUCGGGGGAUUUUACUACUGGUCAGACUCAGAUCGAUGCGCUCUGGGUCGCGGGGGGUAUCGGAAUCACGCCCUUUCUGGCUAUGCUGGAUGCGUUGGCUAAACGUAAUGAGGUGACAGGGGAUAUAAAGCUUGCAAUUUCCACCAGAGAGCCGGAUAUCAUGUUUGGUCUGGUGAGGGAUUCUUUUGAGAGCUUGCCGGAGACCGUUAGGGUUACGAUUGACCUCUUCACGCGCAGUCCGGUCAAUGCCAGCCUUGCAGAGUUGCAAGGUCCCAACCGACAAAUAGGUCUACACAACGGCCGGAUUGGGCCAGAGUAUUGGUUGACUAUCUCGAAAGACAAGGACGUCUUGAUAUGUGGCCCGAACGAGUUUGGGGACGCAGCUGUGGAAGGGCUGCAAGCGGUUGGGAUACCCAAUGAGAAGAUCCAGAGGGAGGGAUUCUAUUAGUAUAUUGAUAAUUCAAAUUUCUUUGUUAAUGCUUUUCGAUAACCUGCUUUUGAAUCAUAGUUAUUAUGAAACCCCAUGAUCAAUUCGCGAGACCCCGUCCAACACCCCUUCAGCAUAAUCAAGUGAGAACCUUGGCCCAGUGAUAGGAUCCGCCAGCGCCCGAUCCAUGUCGAAGAGAUCCAACUCAACCUCGUUGCUGC
Messenger RNA from Aspergillus calidoustus, 2340 nucleotides. The record is from the annotation of a GenBank genome assembly. NCBI's taxonomy places the organism in Eukaryota, Fungi, Ascomycota, Eurotiomycetes, Eurotiales, Aspergillaceae.